This is a messenger RNA of Raphanus sativus (radish), 1745 nucleotides long. RefSeq lists its product as uncharacterized. Gene Ontology annotation, molecular function: aminoacylase activity. The transcript has 6 exons. The coding region runs from base 59 to 1357 and encodes 432 amino acids. Gene Ontology annotation, cellular component: cytoplasm. The record is from RefSeq and is a predicted model, not a curated record. Gene Ontology annotation, biological process: amino acid metabolic process. NCBI's taxonomy places the organism in Eukaryota, Viridiplantae, Streptophyta, Magnoliopsida, Brassicales, Brassicaceae.
CAAAUUAGUCCUAGGGAUAUGGAUGCUCUUAGUGGUGGAAGAAUAUUCUUGAGUCUUGAUGACCUUGGCCAUGAGUCUUCUUAUCCUUGCUCUAUGCAUCGUUUCAGCAGUGGGUGACGACGAAGGGGAGGCGAUCGUGUCCAGAUUCCAGGAGUAUCUGCGAAUCAACACGGUUCAACCCAAACCCGAUUACUACAAAGCCGUUGACUUUAUCAACUCUCAAGCCAAAUCCCUCUCCCUUGAAACUCAGACAAUCGAGUUCGUUAAGGGAAAGCCGAUUCUCCUCCUCAAAUGGGUUGGAUCCGACCCAACUCAACCUGCCAUUCUACUCAACUCCCACACCGAUGUCGUCCCCUUUGAGGAAUCCAAGUGGACACACCACCCGCUCCACGCUCACAUUGAUAAACAGGGAGACAUAGUUGCCAGAGGUUCGCAAGACAUGAAGUGCGUUGGGAUGCAGUACCUCGAGGCCAUACGCAAGCUCCAGGGUUCUGGCUUCCACCCAAUCCGAUCCCUCUAUCUCUCCUUCGUCCCCGAUGAAGAGAUCGGUGGCUACGAUGGAGCCGAGAAGUUCGCCGAAUCCCACCUCUUCAAGUCCUUGAACGUCGGUAUCGUGCUCGACGAAGGCCUGCCAUCGCCUAGUAAGAGUUACAGAGUAUUCUAUGGAGAGAGGAAUCCCUGGUGGCUUGUGAUUAAGGCUAAAGGACCCCCUGGCCACGGUGCCAAGCUCUAUGACAACUCUGCUUUGGAGAAUCUCCUCAAAAGCAUUGAGAAUAUUCUUCGAUUCAGAGCUUCUCAAUUCGAUCUUCUUAAAGCUGGUGGCGCUGCUGAAGGCCAUGUCGUCUCCGUCAACAUGGCCUUCCUCAAGGCUGGCACACCCUCCCCAACUGGUUUCUUGAUGAAUCUGCAACCUUCUGAGGCAGAAGCUGGUUUCGACAUUCGUAUCCCUCCCACCGUUGAUUCUGAAGCACUUGAAAGACGUCUGGUGGAGGAAUGGGCUCCCGCCUCACGCAACAUGUCCUUUGAGUUCAAGCGGAAGCAUUCGGGGGAACCCCUCGUUACAGCACCAGAUGAUUCAAAUUCUUGGUGGAGGCUCUUGGAAAAUGCUGUCAAGGAAGCCGGAGGUAGGACUAGUAAGCCUGAGAUUUUCCCUGCAUCAACAGAUGCUCGCUACUUCCGGAUAGCUGGCGUGCCUGCGUUUGGCUUCUCUCCCAUUUCAAACACCCGGAGUUUGCUUCAUGACCACAACGAGUAUUUGGGUAAAGCUGAGUACUUGAAGGGCAUUGAGGUGUAUGUUUCAGUAAUCAAAGCUUAUGCAUCAUAUGAAAGCAAGAGUGGUUCACGAGAUGAGUUAUAAGGGUCCUCUGUCCUCCUUUAUUGUUGCAUGCAUGACACAACAUUUGAGCUUCAAGUCUUGCUGUCCAAAAAAAAAAAGAAAAAGUUUUGCGGUAACAAACGUACGUACAAUCAGUCAAUAAUUGCUCAGUCUUAUUUUUCCAAACGGCAAAUGGAACGAACAGGUAGGAGACCAGAAUGUUUCUCCGAAAUUUCUGAUGCUUCCACACUCAAUCAGGAGAGAGAAGUCUCUUACGUGGUAACAAUGGGAAGAGAGACGAGUCAGCUCUCUCUCAGAUGUAUAAUCAUCAUCAGUAUAUUCCUUUUUUUUAUAGGAUGUGUGCAUAUAAGAGUCAAAUUACAAUGAUCUCAUAUAUCUGUUAAUACAUCAUAAUCAGUACACUUUAGCC